Molecule: messenger RNA, 2109 nt
Organism: Fusarium coffeatum
Lineage: Eukaryota; Fungi; Ascomycota; Sordariomycetes; Hypocreales; Nectriaceae
Exons: 1
Coding region: 1-2109 (702 amino acids)
Source: RefSeq, a predicted model, not a curated record
AUGUUCUCGCUUCGAACUGUCGUCGCCGGUGCGACUCUUGCCUUGGCCGGCAUCGCUCAGGCCUGGCACACUGAGUACCCACCUUGUCUCGAUCCUUUCCAGCCAUAUGUCGCGGCUGGAUGUUACCAGGACGGUGUUGCUGGAGGCAGUGGCAGUGCGCUCAUCUACCGCUCUGGUCAGAACCAGUACAACAUGACUGUUGAGAAGUGUGUCGCUGAGUGCAAGGGCAACGGCUUCCGCUAUGCUGGUCUCAAGUACUACGGCGUCUGCUACUGCGGUUCAACCGUCGGCGGUGCCCAGCUCGAUGACAGCCAGUGCAGUUACCAAUGCACUGGUGAUAAGACUCAAACAUGUGGCAGUGACAACGCUCUCUCUAUCUGGCAGGAUCCUACCUUCAAGACCACUGAUCUUGGUGGUGUCGUCACCAACCUUCCCGGAGUCAUCAAGUCCAUUGCCGGUUACAAGCCUAGUGGCUGCUACACUGACAACUCCUCCAAGGGCCGUGCUCUGACCUGGCCUAUGGAUGUUGAUGGUUCCAAGAUGACUCCCUCGACCUGCUUGAACGCCUGUGCUGACCAGGGUUUCCCUCUCGCUGGUCUCGAGUACGGUGGCGAAUGCUACUGUGGUAACGUUCUGGCCAACGACACUGUCAAGGCUAAUGUUGACGACUGUAACGUCCCUUGCAACGGAGACAAGACCCUGCUUUGUGGUGGACCCAGCCGUCUGAGUGUCUACAUCUCUAACGAUUUGCUAUCUCUCCAGCCUUGUGGUUGGACUCCAUCUGGUUCUUCCUCCUCCUCUCUGUCCUCGACCUCGACCUCGACCACUUCUGCUUCUACUUCUACUUCGAGCACUUCCACUUCCACCUCAAGCGUCUCGUCUGUGUCUUCUGUCAGCUCUUCCAGCUCCAGCUCGACUACAACCUUGAGCACCAUUGUCAGCUCUACCACAAACAACGGCCCCAACCCUCCUCCCUCGAGCACCAACAGUGGUCCCAACCCUCCUCCUUCCAGCACCACUAACAACGGUCCUAACCCUCCUCCUUCCAGCACCACUAACAACGGUCCUAACCCUCCUCCCUCGAGCACCAACAGUGGUCCCAACCCUCCUCCUUCCAGCACCACUAACAACGGUCCUAACCCUCCUCCUUCCAGCACCACCACCAACAAUGGUCCCAACCCUCCUCCUGGAGCUACCACCACUACCUCUUGCACCACCACUAUCGGCCCGGCUAUGUGCACUUCUACUGUUGUCGUUCCUAACACCUGCGAGUACAAGUGCGGUAACUGGUGUGCUCCCUCUGUUCCCGACUUCCAGGACCAGAACAGCUGCCUGACUGCUUACAACAACUGUGCUAAGAACAUUGCUUCUUGCUUCCAGAACGCUGGCUGGCCUGGAGUUCUCAACUGUUUCGAUUUCUCCAAGUGGUGUGAUGGUCUUCAGGGUUACUGUGCCUCCACUUGCUCUCGUGGUCGCAACUGUAACAAGGCUGGCUGCUUCAACAACAACGCUCCCUCCGGUGGAAACAAUGUCAAGACCACCACCAGUGUUUACCCUUGUGCUGCCACUAGCACUUCCACCACUGCUUCUUCUGCCUCCACCUCGUGCGCUCCUCAGCCCACCAACAUUUGCUCGCAGCCCAGCUCCCGCAUCUGGGGUUACGGCCCUGGUAACCCCGUUGGCGGUAUUGAGCUUCCUCUUGUUGCCUGCAACGACUUGAAAAGCGACUUCUCGCAGAACCCCUUCAAGCUGUACACGGAUAUCAACUCCAACUCUUGCUCUUCUUACCGUCGCAACCAGCAGUCCAGCGCCUGCGCCGACGCCUGCAAGACCCAGUACACUGCUUGUCUCAACACCUAUGUCCAGAGCUGCAAGAAGCUCAACACUCGCAGCGAAGGCAGCAACUACUUCGACAAGCGCUCUCACUCUCACUUCCACAAGCGUGCCCUUGAGAAGUCUGGCAUUGAGCCCCGAUGGUUCAACUUGUUCGGCAACGAUCAGUGGCAGACUGCUCAGACCAAGUGUGGCAUCCAGUACACCGACUGUCUCGCUGAGAACAGAAAUGUCUACUUCAGCAACCGUUGCCAAAACUUUGGCACUGGUAUCUAA